GAGACUUUGCUACUCAUUGCAGAUUUCAGAGAAGGAGGAUGUCUGGAACUCAGGAUGCUACUGUUGCAAGCUCUCCUGUUCCUCUUAGUCCUGCCCAGUCAUGCAGAGGAUGCUAUAACGGAAGAGGCAAAAGCUCUUGUCCCUCCACCCAAGGAAACUUGUGCAGGUUGGAUGGCAGGCAUCCCAGGACAUCCUGGCCACAAUGGGACACCAGGCCGUGAUGGCAGAGAUGGCAUUCCUGGAGAGAAGGGAGAGAAAGGAGAUGCAGGUCUUCUUGGUCCAAAGGGUGAGACAGGAGAUGCUGGACUGACGGGAGCUGAGGGGCCACGAGGCUUUCCUGGAACUCCCGGCAGGAAAGGAGAGCCGGGAGAAGCCGCUUAUGUGUAUCGCUCGGCAUUCAGUGUGGGGCUGGAGAGCCGCGUCACUGUCCCCAAUGUUCCCAUUCGCUUUACAAAGAUCUUCUACAACCAACAGAAUCAUUAUGACGGCAGUACUGGGAAAUUCUACUGCAACAUUCCAGGGCUCUACUACUUCUCCUACCACAUCACGGUGUACAUGAAGGAUGUGAAAGUGAGCCUCUUCAAGAAGGACAAGGCCGUUCUCUUCACCUACGACCAGUAUCAGGAAAAGAAUGUAGACCAGGCCUCUGGCUCUGUGCUCCUCCAUCUGGAGGUGGGAGAUCAAGUCUGGCUCCAGGUGUAUGGGGAAGGGGACCACAAUGGACUCUAUGCAGAUAAUGUCAAUGACUCUACAUUUACCGGCUUCCUUCUCUACCAUGAUACCAACUGAUUGCAAUUAACUCAGAGCUGCCCUUAGCCUAAACAUCCCAGGAAUCACAGAACAGUCGACAAGCUUUCAGCUUAGUUUGAGAGAUUGAUUUUAUUGCUUAGUUUGAGGGUUCUGAAUGUUAUCCACAUGGGUACUCAUUCAUUCAUUAAAUGACUUUAUAAAAAAUAAUUUCUGUGUUCCUAGUCCAGAAAAGAAGCACUCCCUGGUCUCCCGACUCUUACAUAGUAGCAAUAACAGAAUGAAAAUAACAUUUGGUAUAGGAGCUUCUCAUGACUAUCUGAAAGUAGACCAUGCUAGUUUCUGUUCAGUGUACACAAAUCUUGUUUAUGAAAAUCCUGUAAGGUACAUAUGAAAUACGAUAUCUACUCUUUUCACAGCUGAGGUCUUUAGGCGGAGUUUAUGAAUGUCUAAAGACCCACAAGUAUUAAACUGGCAGAGCUAAAAUU
Messenger RNA from Arvicanthis niloticus (Nile rat), 1235 nucleotides. RefSeq names its product adiponectin, C1Q and collagen domain containing (gene Adipoq). NCBI's taxonomy places the organism in Eukaryota, Metazoa, Chordata, Mammalia, Rodentia, Muridae. Gene Ontology annotation, molecular function: protein binding. The record is from RefSeq and is a predicted model, not a curated record.